AUGCUUCUAUGCCCCAGCAUUUCGUCGAUCAAAACUGACUCCGGGGGCUUACCUUUGGUCUUGAGUCCUCAAGGUAGCAUGCAAGAGGCGGGGGACAUGAAAAACUGGCCUGUCCUGGCCUUUGAGUCACACGUCAAGACUUUCGCUACCUCCGACGUGGUGAACACCGGCUCUGUCGCGGGCAGCGGGUCUUCGGCGGACGAUGCCUUAAACUCUCAAACCCAAGAUUCGGCGAAGCUGAACGCGGCCUCCAUGGCGGACAGCGUUCCAGUGGAGUCGCCAGACUCCUCCGUCCCGCCCCCCGCGGGAGAGAGCGACUCUGAGAAACAGACACCAAAAAUUCUCCAGCCCUCUACAGCCAUAGUCAACACUGCGUUCUCGUCCGCGGGCGCAUGGGCCGCGCAGUCCGCUGGGCCUCUCCACUUCUUGCAGCCAGUCCGUCCCCAAGCCCUGGUCGAUGCGCUUCUGCCUCAGCAGCCGCUUUGUGCUCCCAUUCUCGUUCAGAAUCUAGCCACAUGCGGAGCGGUUCAAAGCUCGCUCGCAGCAGAGACGCAUAUGCACCCGACGGCUACAGACUCCUGGCACUCACCCGUUUGCGACGAGCCGUCAGGGGCCCUUCAGAUUUCUCGCGAGCUUCCCCCGUCGGCAAAAGGAAGCGCACUCGACUUCGGCCUGCCGCUGCGGAACUUCGCCACAGUGAACGAAGUCGCAGUGGGUCCAAACAAACCUGGCGGAGCCAUGGAGCCGGCAUACGCUGAUGAAGAUGAAGACGAGCUAGGGAGCUGCGUCUACGUCUGGUCCACGAACUUUCAGCGGAACUCCGACGAAACGACCGCACAGGGGUCGCAGAGAAUUACGCUUCCGCAGCCCAACAAGUUUUCCUCGUAUCUGCGCAUUCUGUCCGUCGCAUGCGGACAGUCUCUUGCUGCAUUCAUCGCGGCGGACGGCAAAAUCUAUUGCUGGGACUGGGAUCUAACCACCGGAGACCUCCACGCCAGCAGCCCACAACUUCUGGAGGGUGGCAAUAUUGAGAAGCUGACAAUCACACAAGUGUCGUGCGGCGCAAACCACCUCGCCUGCAUUACAGACAACGGACGGGUCUUCACCUACGGGUCAAACGAACGGGGGCAGCGAGGCAUGGCGGACGACAGCUCCUCUUCUCGACUGGCUGGAGAGAUAUUUUUCUCAUCCCGGGCAAAGCAAGUGUCAUGCGGCCCCCGCUACACUCUCGUGGUGAUGGAGGAUGGUCGUCUGUACGGCAUGGGAGACGGCGAACAUGGAGUCCUCGGAAACGACACAGAUAAAGUGGUUCGGAUUCCGACCAAGAUCGACUUCCAGGACCGCCGCGUCUCCUUCGUGGCAGCAGGUGCUAACCACGCAUUAGCGAUUACAGAUCUCGGCAGCACGUACGCCUGGGGACGCAACGACUGCGGCCAACUCGGCCUCGGGCACACUGACGACCGCUGGACUCCUCAAGUGGUGUGCGAGCUGUCCGGCCACAAGACAGUCUUCGUCGCCGCCCAGGCCGCGAGCGUGGCUUUAACAAAAGAGAAGAAACUGUUUGCGUGGGGGACGACUUCCUUACUAUCUCCCACGAUGGUUUUCUCACAAGCGUUCCGAGACGUUGCCCUCGGCGAUGCUCUCUUUUGCCUGUCCGACGAAGGCGGCGAACAAUCCGUUUUAGUCACCCCUUUGUCUGAGCUUCGCUCUGCCACGUCCACGUCGAGCUGCACGCGAGUGAGCGCGUCUGGAGUCACCCAACUCUCGGCUGCUCCCGGCGUCCUCCUCGCUGUGGGCCCGCCGACAGACGACGGCGACGACUCGCAAGCGGCCAAGCAAGUCGAGGACUGCGCUGCGGCGCUCUCUUGGCCUAGUACGGCUGCAGGACCAACUGCAGGUGGGAGCGCCGAGGCCUUCCUCGGAUCGCCAGUGCGUGCUCUGAGCUCGGAGCAGCCACUCCCCCUCAAAAGCGCUCUGCGGCGAUUCUCCGAGGGCUACCACACAAGCGCGUCGCGCUCCUCCUCACUGAGUAGCGAGAGAUCCCGCAAGCGAGUAACUUUCGCGGAUACGGUCUCAAUGCUGUGCAUCGAGCAGCAGCCGCAACGCGACUCUUGCGAGGCCUCUCCCCCUGCCGCGUCGGGAGCCUCUGCCGAGCGAACGGCCAACCCCGUCAAAAACGCGUCGAAGCGCGUGGCGGCGGCUGCUUCGGCAUCCUGCGGACAGCGGCAGAAGACCGCGGACACUAAACCUCGCGCUCGUUCGGCAAGCCCUGCGCCUCGCUCCGCUGGCAAACGAGUGUCUGCCUCUGCGUCGCUUGCGUCUCGGCAGCAGAUGCCUUGCCUGCGGGCUGCGAAAGCGGCGUCGAACGCUGCGGUCGCAAACAGCGCCGGCGACGUCGAUUCCAAAGCUAGCAAAGGCAACAAGAAACAAACGCACUCCACUUCGGGGACCUCCACGGGUAAGUCGACUGCGACCUCUGAACGCCAGGGCAACGCCGAAGCCUCUUGCCACCAGGUGGAAACCAAAAGCCAACUUCGACGAUCCCUUGAGGGCGCGCUGUCUCUGCUGCACGCUGUGACUGCUAAAGCGGCAGAAUCCGGACCCAGGCCGCGGGACGCCAGCUCUGUAGUCCCUGCUACCAGUGGGCUGACGCCGACGGCAGGACAGCCGGGAUGCCCAGCGCCAACUGGCGAAUCAAAGAAAGCGGAAAAACCGGUUGCAAUGGCAGCCGACGAUGAGCUGUCGGGGGCGACCACUGCAGACGACGCCUUAACUCCCAGCGGCGGUUCGACGCCGGAGUUUGGAUGCGUCAACUCGGUCUACGUUGGCGGAAGUCCCAUGCCUUCGAACAACCCCUUGGGGUCUGCUGCGGGCGCCCCCACGGGCGCAGUGGGCGGGUUGCCCGGCUCCAGGACUGCGACUGCCGGCUGCGCGAUGGGCACUCCAGUCCCACAGCCCACCCUGGCGGGGCACGCCGGAAGCCACCUGGUUGGGCCCUUGCUCCACGGCGCUUGCAGUCAGCAGGCAGCCCUGCAGUCGCUGCGAACGCCGCUGCAGUACGAGAGUGCGGCGCUUCCGCAGGCGCCUCAAGGAGCCUCGCACACUCCAUCCGUCCCGAGUGUCCCUGAAGCUUCGCCGACGCCGGCAGCAGCGCCCCGAGUGGUCCCGACAGUGGGCGCGCAGUCAGAGCUGGAGGCCACGCAACAGCUCUCCGACGACUUGGCAUCUGCGUUCGCCCAGCCGCAGCAACGGCUCUCGGCAGUGGGGACGCCGACACCAGAUGUCCCCCCUUUCAGGCUCUCUGUGCAGCAGCCCGACGAGCAGCACAGUGUGGGCUCCCAUGCCCCCUUCGCCCCCGUGCCUCUUGGCGGACAGCUCUCAGGAAUGUUCGCUGCCAACUCGCCGACUGAGUGGAGCGAUCGGACGGGCCUCGUCCAAGGGCAGCCGGGCGCUCGGCCUUUGGCACUGGGCAACAUGGCAAACCCUUGUGGAACAACUCCAGGCUGGGCCCCGUCGCCUAACGCGCCAUUCCCGCCAAACCAGAAUUGCUUCAGUCAUGCAGAGAUGCUUUACCGCCAGCGGCAACUCGGGUCGCCCUUCCUGCCCGACCCCGACUUUGCUCGUCUGUUUGACGUCUCCGACAUGGUCAAGAAGCAGAAAGAGUUCCGCGAGAUUCGAAACGCACUGUGUGUGGCGCGGGAGGACAUGAUGGAAGCGGAGAGAGAAAAGGAAGAGCUGCGCCGAGAACUGCGAGAGGCGAAGACAGCCUUGAAAGACGCCAACGCAAAAAUCGCGAGAUCGACCGAGGCUCAAGGCAUCCUCGAAAGAGCUGUAGCGGUGCAGAAGAAGAGAAUUCAGAGUCUGCAGGACGAGCUUGACGAAGAAGCUCAGCAGAAUCACAAGGACCUCACGCAAGUGCUCCAGAAGCUGACAUUCGCAGAACAAGAGAAAACGAAAAUAGCUCUUUCUCUCGCGGCCGCGCAGGAGUCAAUCCAAAGUCUCCAGAAACAUAAGUCGACGCAGGAGAGACUGGAACGCGAAGCUGCGGCUCUGAGGCAGCAACUGAGAAACCAGAAAGAGGAACAGGCGCAGCAGAUGAAGCAGGCUGAGGAGGCGAUAGGCGAGUGGCGCGACUCUCACACAAAGCUUCAGGAGGCCUUGGAGGAGGCCGAACUCGGGCGCAAAACGGAAGUCAGCGAGCUCCAGACGGAGAUUGACCGGCUCCAAGCCCAAGCAAAGGAAAUGGAAGAGGAGACGAAGCGACUCAGGGAGCAAGCAGACGACGCCACCCAGUCGCGACUCCAGUCCGAGCGACAACGCCGAGCAGCUGCGGAGGAAAAACUGGACGAACUCGAGGUGGCAAUGAACGAGCUUGCGGCCGAUUUCGCGGCGAGCAAGCGGUCAAACACGCGGCAGAAGCGCGAGCUCGACGGCUUGGCAGAGGAGAAGAAACGCGCACUCGAGGAGAACGAAGACCUGCGAGACGAACUUCAGCGGGCAAGAGAUGAAGCAGCAAAACAAGAGACUCUUCUGGGAGAACUCCGGACCGAGAUUCGAGAGCUGCAAACAACCGUGUCUGGCGCGGAAGCAGCGAAGACGCAGCACCUUCAAGCAAUUGAGAGGCUCGAGGAGAAAGUGGAAGAACUCACCGAGGAGCUUUCAUGCUGCAAAGAGGCUCUUGCGGAUAAACAAGAUGAACUUCAGAGAAUUGGAAAGCUGCCAGCAGACUCCUCACUAGGUGCGGAAGACCACCCCUGCAGGGAAUGCAGCAGCUUGACGACCCAGUUGAACUUGGUUUCAGACCAGAGAGAUAAGAUGAACGCACAAGUUGAGGCCCUGCAAUCCGACCUCGGCGCCCACCAGAACGCGGCGCGAGAGCAGCAGGUUGCUAUCCACGAGCUUCAAAUGGAGCUGAGUCUUGUGAAGCAACGCCAAGGAAACGAGCUGAAGUCUCUUGCCGAGCAGAGAAGCCAGAUGGAGGAAAAGCUGCGAGAUGUGGAGGCGGUGAAAGAAGAACUCGAAGGGAAUCUCGCGUCGCUGCAGGAGGAAGUGGGGAGCUUGAGAAAGGACGAAGAAGAGCGGAGGAUAAAGGAGCGCGUGGUCUUAUCGCAGCUCGAUCAGCUCUUCCAAGUCCUUCGGCAUCACCGAGAUCUCGAGGCGCCCGCGAGGGCUCAGGGGGACGGCGAACCUCAAAACGGGCCUGAGGCGGCAUUCACCGAGUUCCUUGCGCUCGCAGAAGCCAAGGCAACGACGCCGUGGAGCUUCGAAGAAGUGCACUCUGUCUGCGAAAAAUGGAACAUUGCUCUCUUCGUCGAUACCGAGCUCCACAUUAUUCGGGAAAAACUGUUCGACCUGAUGCGAAAGGAGCGCGAGUUGAAGAGUCGCCUGGCUGAGGUGAAUGAAAGCCAAGAAAAGGAACUUGAGGCUCAGCAAAGGAUUGAAGAACUCGAGGCGAAGCUCCGGCGGACGCAGCAAGACGCCGAGCGAAGUGAAAAGAAGAUGCAAGAAGCUCAGCAGGCUGGAAACUGGUCGACCGCGCGUUUUCUGGAGCAGCAGAAGUACUUCGAGAUGGAGCUGGGCAUCACGAAGCGACGAUUGACCGAGUGCCGCACGGAGGUGCAUCAGCUCAGGACCCGCAACAGCGCGCUGCUCCUGGAUUUAACGAAGCAGGAAGAGCGGAUUGCGAACCUGAUCAAGCAGAACGAACGCCUGGCCGCGCGGCGCCGGCAAGUUCGUUCAGAGACUGUGGACCGCUCGCCGACGACGAGCACCACAAGCGGCUGCUCGGUCGAGCACGGAUCCUCAACGCCUGCUUUUCCCCUCAAAGGAGCCUUAGAAGAAGACGCAAGUUCCCGUCUUGCUCUCGCCGGCGAGCUCUCCUCUGCCGGGCGGCGAAGUGGGGACAGCCGCGGCGCCCGCCUCGAGCCGGCCUUCGUCCAGUGA
Besnoitia besnoiti is the source of this 5943-nucleotide messenger RNA. Its product is annotated as regulator of chromosome condensation (RCC1) repeat-containing protein. The transcript has 31 exons. Lineage: Eukaryota; Apicomplexa; Conoidasida; Eucoccidiorida; Sarcocystidae. The coding region runs from base 1 to 5943 and encodes 1980 amino acids. The record is from RefSeq and is a predicted model, not a curated record.